AUGCAGAUCAAGAACGAUCAAGAAAUCUUGGACCUGGAACUGAUGGAAGAAGAACAUCGUGAGCAAUCACGCUUGAAGGUGGCUGAGAAAGCUCUGAAAGCCGCUGGUAUUGCUGAGAGAAAGAGAAUACACGAAGAGAAAGCUUUUGAGGUUGAAAGGUUGAAAGAAGAAAAGCGUGAUAAACGGCAAAAGGAAAUAGCUUUUCGGCAAGAGGAAGCUCUUGAAAAAGCACGACAAAAAGCUAUCAAAGACGCUGAGAAAGCCGUCAAAGACGCUGGUAUUGCUGAAAGAAAGAGACUGCGCAAAGAGAAAAAGAUUAAGCCUCCGAGUGUACAAGGUUGA
Messenger RNA from Melampsora larici-populina 98AG31, 342 nucleotides. RefSeq lists its product as uncharacterized. NCBI's taxonomy places the organism in Eukaryota, Fungi, Basidiomycota, Pucciniomycetes, Pucciniales, Melampsoraceae. The record is from RefSeq and is a predicted model, not a curated record. The transcript has a single exon. The coding region runs from base 1 to 342 and encodes 113 amino acids.